CAUUAUCAGAUGCAUUCAUAAUAUGACGGCAUUUUCAAAAUAACUCUCCAAAAUAAUAAGAGUAUACUGUACGCAAAUAUUCAAGCACUUCACAACUUACAAGGCUUCAUUGAUUUUUGUUUCGUCGUCUGCGAGGACCGUUUGACUUUGGCAAAAAGAAUCUGUUAUAUUUUUCUUUUUCUCAUGAGCCUGGACGACAAACUCACCUUGAUUUUAUACUGUCUGAUUUGGGAAAACCCUGGAAGAAACUUGAUUGAAAUAGAUAUUGCAAGAAAGAAAGAAAAUGUUUGGGUUGCGUGGGAUGCGCCUUCGCACCAAAUAAACAUCAACUGAAACAUUUGUUUUUCUUGCAACAAUCACUUUAAAAAUAUAUACACACGACAUUGGAAAAAGCGAAGUUUCCCGCCAAGCCGGUUAUUGAGUCCCACUUUUCAGAACGUGUCGUUCUGAUGACUUAGCCAGAAUGGAUCAUUCUUAAGAUAAAUCUUAAAAAUCUCUUUAUCAAAACAAUGUACGAACCUCGAAUACUUGAUGAUGACAAAGCAAUUGGCAUCAUCCUUGGGCAUGCCGACACACAGGUAUACUUGAAUCGAACAAAGGCCAAGAGCAAGGUGUCCAAAUCACCUAUCAUCAGAAAGGCACAGAAGCCUCCUCAUUGUCUCUCACGUCCCUCAAUCUUGCCCAAAAGUGACAAAAUGAAGCGAGAAGUGCUUCAAGGGUCUUGCCUCAGGAGUUGCUUCGUCAUAUCUAUGUUCUUCAGCAUCGUCGGGAUCGCACUGGUUGUCGCCGGCACGGUCAUGCUCACCAGACCACGUUCAUCGUCAUCGCCGUCAUCGUCGGGCAACAACCACCAGUGGAUGCUCAUCUUGGGGUUACUGACGGUCUUUGUGGCAAUUGCUUGUUACCUGUGUCUUCGGAACUACUGCGUCUACCAUCUAGGAGAAGCUCCUGUCAAGGUGUUGUCCAUUGAAGGGGAAGAACUGAAAGGUGGUAAAUACCAAGUGGUGAAGAAUGUUGAGGAUAGUGAGAAAAGGAACACUGAGUCAGAGACUGCGCCACAUCUGCAGGCAGAUGAAACACAAGAUAUGGAACUUAAAGAAGUCUCGGAUGAAGAGGAGAGUGACAUCUCCACAAGGGUAGGACAUACGACCAACGAUGUCAGUCUCACAUUGAUAGAAGCGCAAAGGAGAGAGUCCAUAUCUCUGCCAAUUCACUCUGACACAGAAUGUCAUCUCGAUGACCAUCUCGACGUCGGGUUCCAAAGAGAGCUUCGAAGGAUGUCCAAGGUUUCGCAGGUUUAGGGAUCGAGCCCCAGAUAAUAUUUGCGCCAUUAGAUAUUUGGAUUAGUGAACUAUCUAUUAUCUUUGUAAUCAAGAUUGGAUUUUGCAAUAUGACAUUCUGCAAUGUUGGUGCGUGAAAAGGACAACGAAAAUGAUAUAAUCACAUGCAGUAAUAUAUAUUUCAAGAAUAUUGCAAUUAUAUUAUUCAGUAUUCUAACAAAGUUUUGAAAGUUCCUUUAUUAUGUUCAACGCUGUAGAUUUUAAGACUAGUCAGAUUGGAAAAGUUUAAACUAACUUUAUAGGAAUUUGAUUACCUAUAAGCCUAUACAUAAUUAUAUACAAAGAAAUACAUGGUAUAAAGCAUACUCGGAUAACCAUUAUAAUCAUUAUGCUUCAAUAUUAAUCAAAAUGCAUUUAUUGCAACUUAUUCAUGCUAUUUAAGCAUGUAUUUAUAUAUGAUUGGAUGUAAUUUAUAGAUAUUUAUGUAAUGUAAAUUCAUAUAUAAUUAUAACACUAUAUGUUUAAUGUAUGUCGUAGGUGACUGAAGGGAUAGGCCCCUACUCCAUGCUGCUUAAAAAUGAUAUCUCAAUAACAAGGCGAAUGCUGAAAACGUCAUCAAAGUGAAAAAAAUAACGAAGUUAUUGGUUUUUAUUUUAAACUUUAUCAAGUAUUAGUAACUGACACCAUGGUCUAACUCUGUGCUAAAAUUAUGGAGAGUAAAAAAUGUCAAAAUUUUCCUUGCAUUGUAAUGUUGCGUAUUUACUUUGUUCUUUUCUAACUCGUGAAUGGUGAAGGAAGCUACCAUAUUUAUCCUUCCAAAACAGUGAAGAAUGAUUUGAUAAAAAAUUAGCUCAUACAUUGAAAUUCUACAGAGAUUUAUGCCACUAUUGGCUAUCCAUACUUGAACCACAACUUCGAACCAGAGUUUAAAUUAAACCCGACUUCAAAAUGGGCCUUUAAGUUAUUCAGUGUGGUUAUGAAUGCGGUAGGUGGGUUGAUGAUGUCAAGUCCUCAACUUAUAUUUCCAUACUCUAUUACAUCAAAUUCAUAUAAUCAUUUUAUAAUAGCAUUAUCUCUCUUGUUACAAAAAUAGCUGCAUGAACAAUUAUCUUUUGGCAUUCAAUUAGCAACUAAUCCUAUUUUUUACAUUCUUGGAGGAAAAAUUAAAUAAAUAUGAUUUUAUAUUAAUGCAAGAUCGCUCAUUGCACUUUAUUUUUUAUGAAAACACGCAUUACCAUGAUUACUGUUAUUAAAUUACCAAACUAAUGCAAAAUAUAAAGAUGUCAACCUUUACUCCUUGUCCGAUUUGAUAAUUUUUUUUAUAUUACAAAUUGUAUUUUGCAAGGCAUUUCUGUAUUUGUUAUGUUUAAUGUAUGUCGGUGGUGAUUGAAGAAAUAACGAAGUUAUUGUAUUUUAAAUUUCGCAACCAUUUUGCGAACAAAGUAAGUUAUUUAAUGUUGUCAUUGGAUAUUGAUGCGUAGAAUUACUGUUUCA
Lytechinus variegatus (green sea urchin) is the source of this 2774-nucleotide messenger RNA. RefSeq lists its product as uncharacterized. The transcript has 2 exons. Lineage: Eukaryota; Metazoa; Echinodermata; Echinoidea; Temnopleuroida; Toxopneustidae. Bases 510 to 1301 code for a protein of 263 amino acids. The record is from RefSeq and is a predicted model, not a curated record.